Molecule: messenger RNA, 2919 nt
Organism: Diabrotica virgifera virgifera (western corn rootworm)
Lineage: Eukaryota; Metazoa; Arthropoda; Insecta; Coleoptera; Chrysomelidae
Gene: IP3K2
Exons: 9
Coding region: 441-2531 (696 amino acids)
Biological process (GO): inositol phosphate biosynthetic process
Cellular component (GO): nucleus; cytoplasm
Molecular function (GO): inositol-1,4,5-trisphosphate 3-kinase activity; inositol tetrakisphosphate kinase activity
Source: RefSeq, a predicted model, not a curated record
AUGGUGUGGUGAGAGUCAUUCACAUUGUUAAAUACGGUCCUCGUGUUUGAAUAACAGAUGAUAAAUAAAGUGAUAAGGACAAUAAAGUUCGAAAUCAGUAACGACUGGCGGCUUUAGUGCUAGUGUAAUUGAUCCGUGACGUCGUGUGUACAGGGCGAUUGUUUUUUUAGUAAGUUUAGUAGUGCUUGACCUCAGAUGGAUGAAUUUGUGUCGUACCGCGAAAAAAUACAGUGUUAAGUAGUUUACGGGCAGACAGCAGCGUGAGUUGGAGUGGGGAAAUGUAAAGCUUUAGUGGCUUUUGGUCCCGCCGACUUCGCGAGGGUGAUCUAUCUGCACCCUGGAUUUUCGGCGGGGUGCACUCAACGAAUCUACCUCCCACAACCCCCAAAGAACUUUUCUCCAUCGAAGAAAGCUACUUCCAACAAAUCAUCAGCGACAACAUGGAGAACGACCUGCGAGAAAUCCUCCGCGAGAAAGCUGAAAAGCACCGCGACUAUUACAAUUCGCUGAUAGGUACCGACAUUACCGACUCCAUUAGUUCGCCUUCCGACCAAACGAUGGUAGUACCGGUACCGAUCGCGGUUUCGGACGCGCCGGUGACGACAGAAUUACCUGAGCCUAGUAGUACGGGGUCUACUACCACAAAACCGAGGCAAAGAAGACGGGGUGUUUAUGAAAUUGAAGGAAUGCUACCGGAACCUACCGAGUUCAAAAGUGUCAAGCUGCUACGGGAAAAUUACAUCGCGAUGUUAGAGAAAACCUCGAAACAACUCUCGCGAGUGUCGGAAAGCCGCGACGAAAACUCGGAAAUUUCGGAUGAAAAGCCGGAAAUUUUGGAAAAAUCGGAACUGCUGGUACCACCGUCCAGCGGGUACAGUAGUUCGACCGCUUCCGGGGCUAGUGACGAUGAGCGCGAAAAGAAUUGGAGGAAGAUCGAGAGACGAAGCGGCAGCUCUGAUUCAGCUGUUCAGAGCGACGAGGAGGGACCGAUUCAGUCAAAUUGGGGGGAGAAGAAGGAGGAGAUUUUUCCUAUUGAUGGAUACCAGCCAAGAAGCCCUUAUAGUCCUCGAUGUUCCGUAGAUCAUUCCAAUGUUCCAAGCAAGACCAUAAUCGAAGCUCAUUAUGUUCCUCUUCCGCUGGAUAGAAAGUUUAGCGUUGAUGUCAUCAGCGAAACUAAUUCGGACACGUUCGAUGAAAGUCGUCGGCAUAGUUGUUUUAGUGAAGGGGCGGAAGAUCAACCGCGGUAUCGGUACUGGCGUACCCCGUCAGUCGUGGUUAGUGAUUAUUCGGACGACAUUAUGGGCCUAACGUUGGAAGAUAUCGAAUAUAUUCGUAGUCGACGGGAUAACUCGAUAUCCCCGGAUUCGAGCCUGCAUAGUUCGUGUAGCAAUUUAAAUUUUUGCGGUUCGACUAUAAGUGGUUUAGAUGGUGAUUACGUAUUGUGCCAACCGUACAGGAAGUCAUCUAAUUGCUCGACUUGUUCAACGUUAAGUGAUGAAGAGGAGUCGCCUGUUGGAGAUACUUUGCUGCAACCACAUAAAAAUAGAGAGCCUUCCGGUUGGAGAAAGUUAAGAAACAUCGUUCAAUGGACGCCGUUCUUUCAAACCUACAAAAAGCAAAGAUAUCCCUGGGUACAGUUAGCUGGACAUCAAGGAAACUUCAAGGCUGGGCCUGACCAAGGCACGAUUCUGAAGAAGCUUUGUGCGAAGGAAGAAAAAUGUUUUAAGAUUCUAAUGAAGGAUGUACUGAGGCCGUAUGUUCCUGAGUACAAGGGUUUGGUAACCAGUGAUGACGGAGAAUGUUCCUAUAUUCAACUACAGGAUCUCUUAGGAGACUUCGUAUCACCAUGUGUGAUGGAUUGCAAGAUCGGAGUCAGAACUUAUCUAGAAGAAGAACUAGCUAAAGCGAAGGAAAAACCAAAAUUGAGGAAGGAUAUGUACGACAAAAUGUGCCAGAUUGACCAGACCGCGCCGACUGACGAAGAACACAAGCUUAAAGGAGUUACAAAACCAAGGUACAUGGUUUGGAGAGAAACGAUUUCUUCGACGGCAACAUUAGGCUUUAGAAUUGAGGGUAUUCGCAGCGCUGACGGUACGUCCACGAAGGACUUUAAGACUACCAAGACCAAAGACCAAGUUAUGGCCGCGUUCGAGAAGUUCACCGACGGAUUUCCACAUGCCAUACCUAAAUAUAUCCAGAGGCUGAAAGCUAUUAAAGCAACUUUGGAAACUUCCCAAUUUUUCAAUUCACAUGAGGUGAUUGGAAGUUCAUUGUUGUUUGUUCACGAUCGAUUCAACGCCAACGUCUGGCUGAUAGACUUUGCCAAAACCAUCGUUCUUCCAGAAAACGUCAAAAUAACGCACAGCUCGAAGUGGAAAGUAGGCAACCACGAAGACGGUUACUUAAUCGGCGUAAACAACCUUAUAAAGAUAUACAUGAACAUGCUGGAGCAACAACCGGUAACAGUGAGUCCUCCGUUAGCUCUGCAGGACCCCCCUGAGGUAGCACAAGAUUCCGUGGAGAAGACUUGACGGAGAAAUCGAACGUUCAAUACAAAAAGUCAAACUAAUUAUGUGAUGAUACGCUUUUUCGCAGAAUUUUAUGUAAUAAUUCAGGUUUUACACAUCAGACGAGGCUUUAUAAGAGAAUAUUUUACAAUUGUAUAGAAUAGUGUACAGGAAUUGUUUUUACAAUUUCUUUUUCAGUUUUUACAUCCUUAUAGUGAAUGUAUAAGGAAAGUUGUUGAGUUGAGGUGUUGUCUUGUUGUAUAUAUUAGUUUAUUAUUUAUUGUUAAUCUUUAUGGAUACUGUAUAAUAUUGAGACGAGCUAUAUGCACUGAUUUUGCUAUAUUGAAUUCUGUUCAGGACCUAAUGAUAUAUUAUCAUACUUAAAUUUGAAUAAAUUUAUUCUUUAGCUGUC